This is a messenger RNA of Maniola jurtina (meadow brown), 1783 nucleotides long. RefSeq lists its product as uncharacterized. The record is from RefSeq and is a predicted model, not a curated record. NCBI's taxonomy places the organism in Eukaryota, Metazoa, Arthropoda, Insecta, Lepidoptera, Nymphalidae. Gene Ontology annotation, molecular function: cyclin-dependent protein serine/threonine kinase regulator activity. The transcript is spliced from 5 exons. Gene Ontology annotation, biological process: regulation of cyclin-dependent protein serine/threonine kinase activity; mitotic cell cycle phase transition. The coding region runs from base 135 to 1550 and encodes 471 amino acids. Gene Ontology annotation, cellular component: cytoplasm; cyclin-dependent protein kinase holoenzyme complex; nucleus.
UGCCACAAGGGUCAUAUUAUAUACCAUUGCUAGAAAGAGAAACGUGUCAUAUUAAUUCCGUGUACAAAGAAAGCGGCCGCGCUGGACGUGGCCACUGAAAAGUAAACAAUUAAAACUUUUUUAUUUAAAUAAUUAUGCAAAGUGUCUUAAAUAUGGCUAAAGAAAACGCUGUAAAAUCCAAAAUACCCAUUCCGGUGGAUCCAUUGCCACCUUUAUCGGAACAUACCCUGAACAGAAAUCUGGUCAAGAAAAAUGAACAGCAUCCACGUCAACCACUAGAAACUCUUUAUCAAGAAGCCAUAAACUCGAAAAGAGCUACUUUAAAUAGUAAGAAAGUUAAAACAGUUUUAAGAAGAUCCAACAGUGCUUUAACUAAAAUUGACACGCAACAUGUGACCAUACGACAAAAUAAUGAAGACUUAGAUUGGAGCUACAACGUUUUUAAAGACACUUUAAAUUUUAAGACUAAUAAUAAAAGUACCGUUGAUAAACGUGCACUUGAUACCCAUAAAAGUAGUCAUGUAGAAGAAAAUCGUGUGGAAGAAAGUCGCAAGGUAUCGACCCCUACCUUGAAGUCGUUUCUAGAACCGUCGAGAAUAAGAAAUAUAAAAAGAAGUCUUAAGAGACCGCACAGUCGAGAAUUGAUAGGUAUUUCUCCCGCCGUAAAUGAUGACAAAAGAGACGAGGAACAGAGACGUAGACUCGUUUUUACUGAUCGUGUUGACAGCAACUCGCAACCUAACGAUUCAUGGCUUAACUCCUAUGCUUCAAGAUAUAAUCAAGAUUACGGACCAGAUUUAUUUAAUUAUCUAAUGAUGAGAGAGAAACCUCCUCUAGUGCCAAGUAUAACUACUUCAAGACGCGCUGUUAUAAUUAAUUGGCUUGUGAAAGUCAACGGUCCAAAAGGAAAUCCGGCAGCAGUGCAAACGGCAGCGUGGUACUUCGAUACCCUACUCUCGGUUGUUGAAGUCGAGAUAAAUAAGUUGCAAGUGGUUGCUGCCGCUUGCUAUUGGAUAGCAUUAAAAAUACACGGCAAUUUCGGGUCUGCCAAGAAGCUGGUCAAAAUUGGCGCCAAUGCCUACUCUGCUAAGCUUUUAAAAUCUGCCGAAAUAGCUGUUUUGAAAGAAUUGAAAUUUCCGAUCCAGCCAGUUGUGGCCCAGGAUUUUAUAUCAUAUUUUUCGUGGGAGUGCGAUUCAUCUAGUUUCGUGGAAAUCGAGGCAGCAGCCACGCUCAUCUACAUGGCAGGCCUUGUAGUGUACAAGACCCUUACCUUGUACCCAUCAGCUUUAGCAGCCGCUGCUAUACGCAACACCUUGAAUCUACUCAACAAAACAGAGUUACUGGCGAAGCUUGGGAAGAAUGCUGUAUACAAAGCAGCGUCAAAGAAAGAGGGUAACUUCGGUACCAUAUGUUUACUGCAGAUAGACGCACUCCGGAAAAUGACAUCACCAAGUUUCGAAUAUCGAGCCCUAUUGGAAAAUGUGAAAAAUCAUACUUUGGCUGAGAAAAUCUUAACUUGUGUAAAAAAUAAAAUAUACAAGCCUGCCUAAAUUACCUGCCAUCCAAUAUUCUGUCCUACUGCUUACUUGUUUUCAGUCAUAAUAUUUAUAUUUUCUCUUUUCUGUUUCAAUUACUUUAUUUUAAUGUUUACAAAUUAAAAAUGAUGUGACAUAAACCUAAGUAUCUAAGUGCUAUAUGACGAUACGACUUUUUACUUACGAUUUAUAAAAUGCAUAAAGACUUUGACGUAUACUAAUUAAAUAAUAAACUUUCAAUUAUCAAA